Molecule: messenger RNA, 963 nt
Organism: Suncus etruscus (white-toothed pygmy shrew)
Lineage: Eukaryota; Metazoa; Chordata; Mammalia; Eulipotyphla; Soricidae
Product: olfactory receptor 1P1-like
Exons: 1
Coding region: 10-963 (317 amino acids)
Biological process (GO): G protein-coupled receptor signaling pathway
Cellular component (GO): membrane
Molecular function (GO): G protein-coupled receptor activity; olfactory receptor activity
Source: RefSeq, a predicted model, not a curated record
UCUGGGCUUAUGGCAAGAGAGAACCAGACAAACAGCUUUGAAUUUAUCCUCUGGGGACUCUCAGAGAGACCAGAGCAGCAGCAUAUCCUCUUCCUGGUUUUCCUGUGGAUGUAUGUGGUCACAGUGGUUGGCAACCUGCUCAUCGUCCUGGCCAUUUUCACUGAUGCACGUCUCCAUACCCCAAUGUACUUCUUCCUUGCCAGCCUAUCCUGUGCAGACAUUCUCUUCACCUCCAGCACAGUGCCCAAGGCCCUAGUGAACAUCCAGACCCAGAGUAGAUCCAUCUCCUAUGCAGGAUGCUUGAUUCAACUCUACUUCUUUUUAACUUUUGGAGAUAUGGACAUUUUCCUCCUGGCUACAAUGGCCUAUGAUCGCUAUGUAGCCAUCUGCCAUCCUCUUCAUUACACAAUGAUUAUGAGUCCUCGACGUUGCAUCCUCUUGAUUACUGUUUGCUGGACUCUUACCAAUCUUGUGGCCAUGACCCACACCUUCCUCAUGUUUCGACUUUCUUUCUGCCCUAACAAAAUUAUUCCAGAUUUCUUCUGUGAUCUGGGUCCCCUAAUGAAAGUGUCUUGUUCGGACACUCAGGUAAAUGAGCUGGUUCUUCUCUUCUUAGGGGGUGCAGUCAUAUUAGUUCCCUUUAUACUCAUUUUGAUCUCUUAUAUUCGCAUUGUUGCAGCCAUCCUCAGGGUGCCUUCUGCCCAGGGAAGGCGCAAAGCCUUCUCUACCUGUGGCUCCCACCUUGCAGUUGUUGCUCUGUUCUUUGGAACAGUAAUCAGGGCUUAUUUAUGUCCCUCGUCCUCUACCACAAACUCAGUAGAAGAAGAUACAGCAGCUGCUGUUAUGUACACAGUUGUGACUCCCCUUUUAAAUCCCUUCAUUUAUAGCCUAAGGAACAAGGACAUGAAGGGAGCCUUGGGGAGACUUUUCAGAGGCAAAGUCUUCUUUUUGAAGGCUCAGUAA